Molecule: messenger RNA, 1179 nt
Organism: Gossypium arboreum
Lineage: Eukaryota; Viridiplantae; Streptophyta; Magnoliopsida; Malvales; Malvaceae
Product: cyclin-D1-1-like
Exons: 5
Coding region: 28-984 (318 amino acids)
Biological process (GO): mitotic cell cycle phase transition; regulation of cyclin-dependent protein serine/threonine kinase activity
Cellular component (GO): nucleus; cyclin-dependent protein kinase holoenzyme complex; cytoplasm
Molecular function (GO): cyclin-dependent protein serine/threonine kinase regulator activity
Source: RefSeq, a predicted model, not a curated record
AGAGUGAGAAAAACAAACAAAAUUCCAAUGGAUGUGUCCCUAAACCUUCCAACUCUUCCCAAUUUGUUCUGCAAUGAACCAGCAAGUGAGGUAGUCUCUUGGGAAGCUGAUGAAGAUGAAUGUGAAAUUACUUCUUCAUCUUCGGAUUUCUUCAUUGAUUAUGACGUCAAUUCGUUAACCAAUAUGUUCGAUUCCGAGGUUGAUCAAAUGCUGGAAUCUAACCUUCUUUCAAGAUUUUAUCUUCUUCCUGAUAUUGUUCAUGCUCGUCAAGAGGCAGUCCAAUGGAUUUUAAAGGUGCAUUCUUUCUACAGGCUUAGGCCUGAAACUGCUUAUCUUUCUAUAAACUACUUGGAUCGUUUCCUAUCGGCUCGAGCUUUGCCGCAAGGGAAAGGGUGGCCUAUGCAGCUUUUAUCAGUAUCAUGCCUUUCACUAGCAGCAAAAAUGGAGGAAACAACAGUUCCCAUUCUCCUAGACUUGCAAAUAAUCAAACCCAGAUUCUUGUUCAAGCCCAAAACAGUCGAAAGAAUGGAGGUUUUAGUGAUGAAGACACUCAAAUGGCGGUUGCGCACCAUUACCCCUUUCGAUUUCCUACAUUAUUUCAUUUCAUGUAUCAAUAAUUCCCAACAUAACAGCCUGUGUCACCUUUUCUCUUGUGCCACUGGUCUUAUUAUUAAUACAUGUAAAGCAACUGAUUCCUUGGAUUACCCUCCAUCAGCAAUUGCUGCAGCAGUGACACUACGGCUGACUAAUCACAGUCUUAACGAGCAGGAUUUGGCACAGUUGGGUUGUAUGCAUAAUAGAAUAAACAAGGAGAUAGUGAAGAAGAUUUAUGAGAACAUUAAGGGAAGAUCGUUUGGAUUGGAGCCAUUGAUGAUGCCACCAAGUCCCACUGGUGUGCUUGAUGCUGCUAUACAUGGAACCUGCAAAUUACACAAGAUUGGCAACAAUAAUAUGAAUUCAAGUAAUAAAGGAUUUAAUGCUUGAUUUUACUGAUAAAGGACUGAAACCCAAAAAAGAAAAGAUUUGGUUUGUACUUGAAAUGUAAUUCUUUUUACAGAUUGUCUCAAUGAUUUUUAUUUUUAUUUUUUAAAUUUUUGGGUGUGUGGUUUGAUUAGGGUGAAUUGAUUUUGAGUUGUGUGGAUUUUUAUAUUUAAUCGUUGGAUUCUCAUUUAUCCAUCA